UAAUCACAAGCCAAAAGUACUACACCUAAUAUCAAUCUUUUCGUCAUGAAAGUCAAUUGCUCCAUUCAGAAAUUAGUUUUCGUUCGAUUGUGUUGUCGAGAGGUUGUAUUCGCGAUUUAAAACAAAAAGAUUUAAAAACAAUUGAAAAGACGUGAUUGAAAAUUGAAAAUGAGCACUUUGGGCCGGCUGAGAAAACUAUGGAGAUUUUUUUUAAUAAUUCUCACACCCAUACUGUUGCUGCCGGUCAUCUUCUUGGAUCAAGAACAAAACGAAUCAAAAAAGUUCCAAUGUGCUUACGUAAUUUUGCUGAUGGCGGUGUUUUGGAUGCUUGAACUGUUGCCACUGGCAGUCACAGCUUUACUUCCCGUUGUACUUUUUCCUUUUUUCGGCAUUCAGAGCACAGGAGCUGUAGCCGCCAAUUAUAUGAGAGAAACAGCGAUGAUGUUCAUCGGAGGUAUCAGUUUAGCUCUGGGUAUACAAUAUUCUGGCCUACACAAACGAAUCGCUUUGAAAAUUAUUCUUGCAAUUGGUUCCAGUCCGUGGCGUUUGCUGCUCGGCAUCUUAGUCACAUCGAUGUCUAUCUCUUGCGUUGUUGUUGUAAAUACUGCUGUGGCAGCAAUGAUGGUACCAAUCAUAAAUGGAAUAGUGGAAUGCUUCGAUGAAACGGAGACGAGAGAGCAACGAAAGAAAUUGAAGAAAGUGUACUUUCUAGCGGUGGGAUAUGCAGCUAACAUCGGUGGCACUGCGACCAUCAUUGGAUCCCAACCCACACUUAUAUACAAAGAAUUGAUCGAGCAAGUAAACGUCGGACAGGAUGGUAAAUACACCGAUCUUAACUUUGCUACAUACAUUGCCUUCAGUAUGCCGAUCGCUAUCAUUAACUUGUUUAUCGUUUGGAUAAUUCUAAGCCUAAUUUUUCUGGGUCGACCUGAUACCUCUAAACGGAAUGGAAGCGUUCGGUCUGAUGCGAACAACACUCAAGGAGCAAUUUUGGAAGAUUCCAGUCAGAAUGUUGCCAAAUUAUUACGUCGUAAAUUGGAUGAGCUAGGCAAAACAUCCUUCCACGAGAAAGCUGUGAUUGUUCUCAUUACGGUCGCGGUUGUUUUGUGGCUAUUCAGAGAUCCACGUGUGAUACCUGGAUGGAUUUCAAUUUUCCCGGACACCUAUCCCAAAAUUGGGGACGCAACUGUCGCAAUCGCCAUUUUGAUCUUGAUGUUCAUCAUUCCGAAGGAGAUAAAAUACUUUCGGGGAGAAUUUGCUGGUAAAUUAGACGCCAUCCUCAGUUGGCCAUUUAUUCAAGAACACUUUCCAUGGCAUGUCAUUUUCAUUGUUGGAGGCGGUCUGGCCAUUUCGGAUGCAGCGAAUGCAUCUGGUCUGGCAGUUUGGCUCGGUGACCAGUUUAUUGGGCUCGAGAAUUUGUCGCGGUACGUGGUGCUUCUGCUAAUUGUUGUGAUCAUAUCAUUUUUAACGGAGUUGAUGUCAAAUGCGGCGGCUGUGAGUCUGUUGACGCCGAUUUUAAUUGCUUUGUCGAAGCGAUUAGAUCUGCAUCCAUUAUAUUUGUCUCUGCCUGGAGCUAUUGCUGCCCAGUAUGCAUUUAUGCUUCCCACAGCCAAUCCACCGAAUACUAUCGUGUUCGCUGCCGCAAACAUGAACAUAAUCGACAUGGCCAAACCCGGUGUUUUCAUAAAUUGUGCUUGCAUAACGGUCCUCUACUUAUUGAACAUCUCAUGGGGAGAGUUCGUUAUUUUUGACUACAACAAUUAUGAGUAUCCCAAGAAUUAGUCAAUUUGCUGGCCAAAAUUGCAAAUCCAUUUCAAAUAAAGGAAACUAAAUUUUAAA
Bradysia coprophila is the source of this 1839-nucleotide messenger RNA. Its product is annotated as Na(+)/citrate cotransporter-like. The record is from RefSeq and is a predicted model, not a curated record. Gene Ontology annotation, molecular function: citrate transmembrane transporter activity; succinate transmembrane transporter activity. Lineage: Eukaryota; Metazoa; Arthropoda; Insecta; Diptera; Sciaridae. Gene Ontology annotation, cellular component: plasma membrane. Gene Ontology annotation, biological process: succinate transport; transmembrane transport; citrate transport.